This is a messenger RNA of Sciurus carolinensis (gray squirrel), 2390 nucleotides long. It is a transcript of the gene Pus1, whose product is annotated as pseudouridine synthase 1. NCBI's taxonomy places the organism in Eukaryota, Metazoa, Chordata, Mammalia, Rodentia, Sciuridae. The record is from RefSeq and is a predicted model, not a curated record. Gene Ontology annotation, cellular component: nucleus. The transcript is spliced from 7 exons. Gene Ontology annotation, biological process: mRNA pseudouridine synthesis; tRNA pseudouridine synthesis. The coding region runs from base 1002 to 2189 and encodes 395 amino acids. Gene Ontology annotation, molecular function: RNA binding; pseudouridine synthase activity.
UGGGGAGGCAGGAGGUGCUGAGGGGGGCCAGGCACCCUGCUGCCCUGUGGGUGUGAUCCCCACAGUCCUGCCCUGUGUGGCCACAGGACAGGCAGUGCCUAGCCUCCAUCCCCACCUGAACACAGUGGGCAGGUGAGGUGAACUUUGUGCAACAGGAAAAAUAACACAUACAAAAACCUUCCCCACGGAGCUUCACCGGCUGGUAUUGCUGUCAAGGCUUCUCACGCCUGGCAGCCUCUGGGCUGGGCUGAGGCCUGUCUUCCAGGCCCCAGGGUGGGGCAUGCUCAGGGUGCUCUGCCGGGGCCUCCCUGGUGUGCCCAGCCCUACUUGAAUGUAUCCCUGAGCAUCUGCAGAGGAAGGUGUGGGUCGGUGGUGCCCACAGUCUGGGUUCAAAGGUCAUGUGCCACAGGCACAAAACCUGUGGUCUUCCUUGCAAUACUUGAAAUGUCGCCACUGUGCUUGGACGGAUGAGAAAACACCCCACCCGUCUCCCUCCUCGCCCUCGGCUUCCCCUCUGCAUGUCACGUGUUAGUAUUUAUUGCUUUACGCCGAAUGGAACCCAGGACGAACCCAGGGCUGUGGCAGACUGGUGCGCGGGAGGCCACGCCCUGCCUCCUGUCCUCCCUGGUCCCUCCUGGUGCCCACGGCUGUGCUGCGUGUGCUGUGCGUGGAUGCUGUCCUCACGAGGUGGUGCUCGGGCCGUGUCUUGUUAAGAUACAGCAGGAGCAAGCGCUUCUCCUCCCAGGAUUCCUGCGUUGGGCCUUGGCUCACGGCGCAGAUGAAGCUGCGGUCCGGGAGGAAGCCCCGCCCGCAGGCAGUCAGGCCCCACCCCCAGACAGCCAGGCCCCGCCCCCGCCCCGCCCCAGUCCCUCACCAGCCCCUCCUCCGCCCUACCUCGGCCCGGAGGACGUUUGGGCCCGGUCGGCUGCCGUCCGGCGCUCUCCCACUUCCGCCCUCGCCCACGUGGUCGGCCUCGGUUCCGUCGGCGGCCCCUGCCCACUAUGGCCGGGAAGGAGGCGCCCCCAGCACGGGCCGCACACCAGCAGGACAGAAAGGCCCGAGGUGGCUGGAUUUGGGAGGACACGCAGCACCCGUCCAAGAGGCUCAGGGGCAGCGAGGACGAGGAGCAGCCGAGAAAACUGCCCAAGCGCAAGAUUGUACUGCUCAUGGCCUACUCAGGGAAGGGCUACCACGGCAUGCAGAGGAAUGUGGGAUCCUCACAAUUCAAGACAAUCGAGGACGACCUGGUGUCUGCCCUGGUCCGGGCAGGCUGCAUCCCUGAGAAUCACGGUGAAGACAUGAGGAAAAUGUCCUUCCAGCGCUGUGCCCGCACGGACAAGGGUGUGUCUGCAGCUGGCCAGGUAGUGUCCCUGAAGGUGUGGCUGAUCGACGACAUUCUAGACAAGAUCAACAGCCACCUUCCCUCCCACAUCCGGAUUCUGGGGCUGAAGCGGGUCACGGGUGGGUUCAACUCCAAGAACAAGUGCGACGCCAGGACUUACUUCUACAUGCUGCCCACCUUCGCCUUUGCCCACAAGGACCGAGAUGUGCAGGACGAGACCUACCGCCUGAGCACAGAGACCCUGCAGCAGGUCAACAGGCUCCUGGCCUGCUACAAGGGCACCCACAACUUCCACAACUUCACCUCGCAGAAGGGGCCCAGGGAGCCCAGCGCCCGGCGCUACAUCCUGGACAUGUACUGCGAGCAGCCCUUCCUGCGCGAGGGUCUGGAGUUCGCAGUCAUCAAGGUGAAGGGCCAGAGCUUCAUGAUGCACCAGAUUCGGAAGAUGGUGGGCCUGGUGGUGGCCAUUGUGAAGGGCUAUGCCCCCGAGAGCGUCUUGGAGCGCAGCUGGGGGGAGGAGAAGGUGGACGUGCCCAAGGCCCCGGGGCUGGGCCUGGUCCUGGAGAGGGUGCACUUUGAGAAGUACAACCAGCGCUUUGGCGGCGACGGGCUGCACGAGCCCUUGGACUGGGCGCAGGAGGAGGGGAAGGUGGCGGCCUUCAAAGAGCAGCACAUCUACCCCACCAUCGUCAGCACGGAGCGGGACGAGCGGUCCAUGGCCCAGUGGCUGAGCACCUUGCCCGUCCACGACUUCAGUGCCACUGCGCUUGCGGCGGCCCGCCCAGGCGCCAAGGUCCCCAGUCCCCUGGAUGGCAGCGAAGGGGAUGGGGACGGAGACACUGACUGAAGCUGUGGGGCUGAGGUGAGAUCAGGGGACUCGAGUCGAGCUGCCAGGUGUGGCAGGCUGCCCCUCAGGAUGCCUGUCCAUCGCAGGAGUGCUGCCUGGCCACCUCCAGCCCUUGCCUUCCUGCGCAUGCCUUGGCAUGUGAAGACACUAUUUUUGUAAGAAGCGAUUUUCUUAUUAAAUGAGUAUGUUUUGCUUAGUGAG